AUGGCGCUCAAGAAGCGCCUGGGCCUUGGCAGCUUGAUGCGCAAGCGGUCGUCCCACGAUGCCACUGCCGAGUCCAGCGCCGACACGCCAGAAGCGAACGCAGCCCGCGGUGUUAGGCUGUUCUGCGAAAGUGCCGCCGCCAACUCGGGCGAAGAAGUGCUCCACCUGCCCACCAUCGUCGAGUCGGCUGUUGCGAGCCCAGCUGCAGCCGCGGCCGCCGCUUCCCAAAUCCGCAAGUUCCUGUCCAAGGAGAACUACUCGCGCCCCCAUAUCCAGUACAACGCGGUCAUGCUCAUCCGCAUCCUCGCCGACAACCCGGGCGAGUCCUUCACCAAGAACCUCGACAAGCAGUUCGCCGACACGGUCAAGAACCUGCUGCGGAACGGACGCGACCCGAGCGUGUCGCAGAUUUUGAAGGAGACGCUGAAUAAUCUAGAGCGCGACAAGGCAUAUGACACAAAUCUGAACACGCUCUUCGGCAUGUGGAGGAAGGAGAGGGGGCUCAUGGAACAUGCGGCGAAGCAGACUGGUCCCCGGAGGCUCAACGCGCCCCAAUAUAAUGGUCAGCACAUAGAAGGCGGCUUCAGCUCGGGUUCAGGCAGGUCGUCAUCCCGGCAGCUGCCCUCUCCAGCAGAACUAGUCGGGCGCAUCGAGGAAGCUCGAACGUCCGCGAAGCUCCUCCUGCAGCUCGUCCAGUCUACGCCUUCGAACGAGCUGCUGAACAACGACUUGAUCAAGGAGUUUGCAGAGCGUUGUACAACAGCACAGCGCAGCGUCCAAGGCUACAUCGCAUGCGACAGCCCCCCGCCCGACGACGACACGAUGCUUACCCUCAUCGAAACCAACGAGCAGCUGUCACUUGCAGCGUCCAAGCACCAACGCGCCGUGCUUCAGGCCCGCCGUCUCAUGAACCCUUCGCCGCCUUCUUCUCUGAACCAAGCUAAUGGCAACAACGUACCGGCAGGUGUGCCCACACACUCGUAUGAAAGUCCACCGCUUCCUCCACACAGCAAUGCCUCUUCACCAGUUUACGCCCAACCAGGUUACGCUCAACCGGGCUACGCUCAGCAAGGGUACGGUCAACCAGGCUACGCUCAACCGCCGGCUCAGGUUCCUGCAACGUACAAGAGCGACGAGUCGACAAGUCCUCCACCCCCUCAGGCAGCGACAUACCAGCCACGCGCUGCCUCAAUCCCCCAAAGAGAGGAGGAUCCAUUUGCGGACCACUACACAACAACCUUUUCACCGUCCCCAGGUCCCCCGCAAAAUCCCAACCCCAGCGGUCAGGCAGGUUCUCUGGCGCCCUACCACCCAGGAUUCCAGUCCACGCCGUCAUACCUGCACCGCCAAGAGAGCUCUGCAAACAAUCUGACCAUGCACGGCGCGCAGCCUUCGAUUACAGAAGAUGACGAGAACGCACGAGAUUACCCGCCUGUUCCGCGACCACGCACGCCACCAACGAUGCAACAAGCGCACGAUGUGUCGCCAGUCGCGGAUCGAAACACGGUCACGUACAGGUACUAG
Messenger RNA from Dothidotthia symphoricarpi CBS 119687, 1524 nucleotides. RefSeq lists its product as uncharacterized. The record is from RefSeq and is a predicted model, not a curated record. Lineage: Eukaryota; Fungi; Ascomycota; Dothideomycetes; Pleosporales; Dothidotthiaceae. Bases 1 to 1524 code for a protein of 507 amino acids. Gene Ontology annotation, molecular function: ubiquitin binding; phosphatidylinositol binding. The transcript has 4 exons.